AUAGGCACAAGAACCCUAGACGCCAAGAGCGCCGGCGGCGCCCACAGCGAGAUGGCCGGAAAGUCCAAGAGGACAACUGCACCGGUGCCUCCGGAAUCCCCAUGGCCGACGGCUCAACCCGUCCGGCCACCAGCAGCUCAGCCCGUCCCUCCGGCAAUGGCUCAAUCCAUCCCGCUGCCGGCCAUCCCUUCCAUGUUUGCAAGUGGCUCAUGGUUACCACCACGACCACCACAGUCCAUGGCAGCCUCCUCCCCACCGUGCUGGCUCGCUGGGGUAGCUCAACCGAGCGAUUUUUUGGCUCAAGGUUCUUGGUGGACACCGCCUGCUGGAACUGGUGGCUCAGCACAACCUACACCCCCGGCUGGGAAUCUUGAGGCGUAUAAUCUGCAAGCUUGGGGAUUUGAUUCUCAUUCACCUGGUGAUUUCCCCAGUUUCUUUGCGAACACAUCAAGCCACACACAGGCUGUGGAAAAUGGAACUUCAUCGCAGCCAAUCAAUGUUGGCGAUAACGCCAAUGGUGAUGAUUGUACAAGGACUGAAAAACGCUUGCUAUGGACAAAAGAGGAGGAUCUUAGAUUGGUCGGUGCUUGGUUGAAUAAUUCAAACGAUCCAAUCCAAUCAAAUUACCGGAAGAACGAGCAAUAUUGGAAAGAGGUUGCUGCUGUCUACAACAGUACCACCCCAAAAAACAGGGCAAGGCUAGUCAAGCAUGUGAAGGAUCGCUUUGCAAAAAUUAAGAAAAAGGUUGCAUGGUUUUGUGCAAGCUGGAAGGAGGCUAAUGCUUUGUAUGCUAGUGGCGAAUCUGAUGUAGAUUUGAAGAAGAGGGCAAUGCAAACUUAUGAGGAAGAUCACAAAGAAGAUGGCCCAUUUAUGUUUCAUCAUUGUUGGGAGGUUCUCAAAAAGGAACCAAAAUGGGAUGCAUAUUUGGAGCGCCUUGAAGAUCCGGAGCCGGAGAGGAGAAAGUUUAGUGUUGAUGAUGAAGUGGGAAGCAUUUCACUCUAG
Lolium rigidum is the source of this 1002-nucleotide messenger RNA. RefSeq lists its product as uncharacterized. The transcript has 3 exons. The record is from RefSeq and is a predicted model, not a curated record. NCBI's taxonomy places the organism in Eukaryota, Viridiplantae, Streptophyta, Magnoliopsida, Poales, Poaceae. The coding region runs from base 52 to 1002 and encodes 316 amino acids.